This is a messenger RNA of Saccostrea cuccullata (small rock oyster), 5415 nucleotides long. RefSeq lists its product as uncharacterized. Lineage: Eukaryota; Metazoa; Mollusca; Bivalvia; Ostreida; Ostreidae. Gene Ontology annotation, biological process: humoral immune response; signal transduction; positive regulation of canonical NF-kappaB signal transduction. The coding region runs from base 99 to 2180 and encodes 693 amino acids. Gene Ontology annotation, molecular function: protein binding. The record is from RefSeq and is a predicted model, not a curated record. The transcript has 6 exons.
CAAAAUAAAAAUGGCUGCAGCAAAAUAGACUGAAAUGAAACGGAUUUUGGUCUCUGAGGAUUUCUGAUUGAAGAGUCCUUACAUUAUACAAUACGGAGAUGAAGGAGAUCCCGUUUCGUUUUGUCGGCUAUGAGGUCUGGACCCAGCUGGCUAACAAGUUAGACCCGGAUACCGGACUUAACGGCAACAACUGGAGAAUGUUAGCCGAGAGGCUCGGCUACUCCACGGAAGUCAUACUGUGUCUUGAGUCCAAAAAGACGUCCCAUGGGCGUAACACCUUAACGUUAUUUGAGGAGUAUAUUAAGAAGAAGGAUUCUUCGGUGAAUGCAGUCAUGAAGGCAUUAGAGGGUAUGGAGAGAAAAGAUGCCUUGGAGGUUCUCCAGAACUCCAUACCAGAAAUUCAGAGACGGUUUGAAGCCGACUUGAAGAGCAUGCCUAUGAAACAGGAGCCUCAAGAACACAAUGAAUGUACACCGUGUUUCCAUUCUUAUCCUAACGGUUCCUUAUCCUCCACCCACCACUCCAGUUAUCCAAGGUUUGGGGUACCACCUUGUUCUCACAUGCCCCAUCACAUGAACAUUGUAGGGUCUUCUCAUUCUAAUGCUUACAGCAACCUCGAGCCAGAUAUGCCAAAAAAAAUCAACACCUCAACUGUGUAUAACUCUACAAAGCAUGUGACGCAGGGGAUUCUCCGAAUGGGAACAAAUUAUCAGCACUCAGGGACCCAUACAGCAAUGUCCACAAACAUUCGAGGAGGCAGCAUGGCCGUGCAAGUGGACAGGAGAGACAAUUACACCAAUGACGAGAUCGAGAUGGCUGAGCUGCCGAGUCAUGGCACCAGAUACCGUGAGGAACCACAACCGCUUCCUGCGGGGAUUUACAGAGGCCAGUACAUGAAUUCUCUCAGUCGAGCCUCCAACAUGGUCAACUCUCAGGACAUGGCGGUAGCCAGUGAAGAAGUGGUGGGUACCAGCCCCAGCUAUAUUGAUACAGUCAAACAGCAUGGGUCUUUAAAGAGACAAAACUCAGUUGAGUCCAAUGCAAGGCAGCCAGUGGGUGAGGUUCAUGGUAAGAAACCAGAUUCAAACAAAAAGCUAGCACUGAACAUCCCCACCUCGUACAACAGAAACCACAUGCAGGCAAUGAAGCUACAGAAUAACUUUAUCAGCCCGAGUCCCAAUCAGACUCCAACUUCAUCCUUACAGAAUCCUCUAGACAAACUCCGACAAAUCACCGGGUCUAACUCAUACAUGCCAGAUGAGAAAUACCAAAGCAUGAUCGAAGAGAAGAACCGUGAGGAGAUGUUAUAUAAUAGGUGUGGAGAGGAGAAUUUUAGAAAAGGCACAACUUCAUCUUGUCAGUACGAGGCAGAUCCCAACAGCAGGGGGGCAAUGAUGCAGGCGGGGGAUUCAGGGUGGUUCAACUUCAAACAAGGUCAGCGGGGGAACUCUCAGAUGGCCAACCACAUGAAGCUUACGAAGGACCUGGGUCCUCGCACGUUUCCCCUAAGGUCCAAGUCACUGACGGCUUGUGCGGGGGAUGAGGCAGAUUCCCAGGAAAGAUCUAACCUCUCCAAGUCACAGUCCAUGCCCCACGACAUGAAACCAGCAGAAUACAGAAAAGCAUUUCGUCAUAUUAAAGUAUUUGUCACAUAUUCAACGGACUCCAAACGACACAUACAGAAAGUUUUGAACCUUUGCCGCUGUAUAGAAAAGAAUGGCUUUACUUGUUGUAUGGACAUGUACAAUCGCCGGAUGCCAACAGAGGAUAAACUGGGCUGGGUCAAGGAGAGGUUUGAUGAGGCUGACUUUAUUCUGAUCUGUGUUUCUGAGAACUACAUUGAGGAGACAGAGAGGUGCCAGGGUGAUGUAAUCGAGUCCACCUCAGACAAACAGCUCCACACAGACUACAUUUACCAGCUGAUGGUGCUCGAAUACAAUCAAAUCGGCCGUAACAAACGAUUCAUCCCCGUCAUGUUAGAUGGCACUUCUGAAGAACAUAUCCCCUCCUGGCUACAAAAUACACUCUUCUACAAGUGGCCCACCCACUUUAGGGAUCUUUUGUGGUUCCUGACUAAACCAGAAACACGUAUAAAGACAAAAACUGUGACAGAAGAGAGAAGGUCAUCCGAGGAGGAAGAAAUGAUGCCAGAUUCACCCCCCGCUGCAGCGGCCACUUAAUGGAGUGGUGGAUCUAUGUAUUGCUGGAAUGUUGACACUAAAAGUGAGGGUACACAGUCAUUGAACGAGUAAAUGAACUGGAAAGGGAUGUUUUCAAUCAGUGGUGUUUAUGUAUUUCUGCAUGUUUGUUCAGAUAUCAAGCAAUGGAGGUUGAGGACUCAUUGUCUUGGUGCCAAUUUGUUUUCUCUGUGUUUUUUUUUUUUUUUCAUGAAAUCUGUAAACACAUGACUUGUUGACAGGUGUACUUUAGUCUACUAGGAGCUAAGCUCUGAAUGGACAUAGACUUAGCAGCUAUAUUCUGAUCACAAGAGGGACCUGCAGGCCAGCUAUGAUUGGACACAAGGAAUCAGUUUUUGAACAGUUUUUGAGCUCUGGUUGGAGAAAGGACCCCACAGCCCAGUUUUGAUUGCAUGCUUGAUAUGUGCACAUAUUGUCGCUAAGGACUCCUUAGCCAAGUUCUGAUUGGAUGUUUGGUUUGUUUCCUAUUAUGUGUGCAUAUUAUGACUAUGUUUGUUUCUGUCAAAAAUUAAUGUAAUCCAAGUUUUGUUACUGUUGUUGAUUUUUUUUUAUUAUUUAUGAAUGAUCUCAUGUUAAUCUGACAUACUUGUGAGUGUUAUGUGUUGGAGAAUAUUCAAGGAUCUGAGGGGAAAUUAUCAUGUUAUCCUUAGCCUUUAUAAAGUUGAUUAUAAAAUGUUUAGCAAAGAGUCAGCUUGGGAAAAAAAGAUUGCCAUUUUUAUAUAAGAUAGUGUUAGCAUGGUGUGAAUUGGAAGGAUUUUUCUGUAGGUGCCAUAUAUAAGGAGGAUAAAUUCUUUUGAAAGUUUUUAUUAAUAAUAAUGUUUUAUAAAUGUUCUUUUUAAAUAUAUUUAAUAAUGUUAAUAUUAAAUUUUAACAUCAUGGAUGUUUUUAAAGUGUUUAUAUUUAAUGAAAUCUAAUUUCAAAGAUUCCCCUAAAUACCAAAAAAUUGUUUAGAAAAGGUGCAUAUGAUAAGAUUUUAAUUUUAUUUAUAUAAAUGUACAUGAUGUAUAUAGGAAGUCCAUUUACUUGCUUGUUUUAUACUAGUGUAUGAAUUGUGAUAAGUUAAUGAGAAAACUACAAAUAUAUUCAUGAAAAGGUAAUGGAAAAUUAAGAUACAAUGUAUUUUCACAUAUAAUGAUGAUGGGUAGAAUUGAAAGCUUGUGUUAUCAACAGUUUUCAUGUUAUCUCAUCAAUUGUUUCUUUAUUUUAUUAUUUCAAUUGUCUGAAUGCUUUCCUUAUUGUGUUUAUAUGAGAUUUUUGGGGUAUUGAAAUGCUACUUGGGACAUACAACUUUUAAUAUUUAUGCUAUGAAUGAAAAUUUUUGGAAGGUACAUGAAAUAAAACAUUCCAUUUUCACAUAUAUAUUUAUUGAUGCCCACAGUAUACUAUUUUAUUGCCGGGACUGAAAAGUUGAUCUUGAAGAAAAAAAUCCUCAUGAUAAACCUUCACCAUAUGCUGCAAUUUGAUGUAUUUUCUUUGAUUAUUAAGCUGUUGGUUUUUACUUAAAAAUGUAGAACAUGAGAGAAAGAUUUUAAACAAUUUUCACCCUUGAUUGAUUCCAUGUUUGUUGAAUUCCAUAUUUUUUUUUUUACAAUAGCAUUAUUUUUAGCAUCACUUUACAUAUUUAGUAAUUUUUAAAAAUAUUUGCAUUCCAAACAUGAUUUGUCAUGAUUAAUUUCAAAGAUAUAUUGCAUUCUUUUCUAUGAGUAAAGAAAGAUAAAAAUAAAAUUGUGGCAUUUCAGUUAAAUAAAUGGGCAUUCCAUUCUCCAUGUUUUGAUGCAUUCCAAAGUCUUGGGCCUUUUUUUGAUUUUUAAUAUGGACAUUUGUCAUUUUCAUAUGAUUGUCUUUUUCAUAUAAAUGCAUGUUUCAGUGUUUCUGCUCGUAUCCAGGUUUUUGAUAUUAUACAUUUUCAUACUAAGCAAUUUUCCCUGAAAUUUCAACACUCCUUUUACAGAAGGAUUUUGCAAUGUCCUGUGAAGAUUGGGCAAGUGCAAUAUUGUUAGUUUUAUAAACUGUAGUUCUAUGAAUCUAAGAAUUAAAACUUUUAAAAUUUAUUAAACUGUUGAAGAAGUUACAUCAUCUCAUUGUCUUCUAAGGCAAAUGUUAUUAGAUAGAAGUUUGAAAAACUUAUUUUUAUGGUAGAAAUGUUGUUGCUUUGAUACAGUUUUGAAUUUUACUAUUAAUUUUGUAACAGUUAGUAUGGUUAUUGUUGUAUGACUGUUUUGUAAAAAAUCAAAUAUCUGUACAUUUAUCUAUAUUUCUUCCUGUUGGUCAGUGAUAUUUUGUAUUUUGUGUAAAUUUAGUCAUAUAGAAAUAUUCAUGAUCUUUUUUUUUUUUUGAUUUUUGGAAAAAUGAUUGAAAUGUAAAGAUUUGAUGCCAUGCCUUCUGUGAAAGUAUUGUAAUUCAAAUUUUUCAAGAUAUGCCUUUAAGCCUUUGUCCUACUAAAGAUACGAUGAAGGGGGGGGGGGGUAUAGGGUCAAUAUUAUUUACUGAUAUAAGAUUUUACCUUCAGCAAACAAGCUUCUCAUGCAUUAAGUUCUCUAUAUAUAAAUAAAGUGUUUAUUAAAAUAUCAUGAAUUAAGAAGUAAGAGAAAAGGCUAAGAGUUGAGAUGGGUAGCAAAUCAAUUGUGAUUAUGAUAAAAGAAAUGAAAUACAGUAAAACUUGUCUAAUUCGGACCCUAUUUGUUCCAAAGAAAUUGGCCAGAUUACCGGUAGACAAUAUACCAGAGAAAUCAACAUAUAAAGCAAUUGAAAUUGCUAAAAGGAACUUGAAGUUAACAUCAUAUUAGACAAGAUUUCAGAAAACACAACAUUCAGAUGAGACAUGUUUCACUGUAAUUGUGAUUAAAGAUAUUGUAUCUUGAUAAUGCCAAUUCCGAGUUUAAUUUUUUGGAGGGAGGAGAUUGCUUUGUAAUAUACAUUUAAUUUUAGGUAUUAUUUUGUAUUUAUUAAUCCUAACAGAAGAUAUUUUAUAGAUAAUUUUGUUUGAAAAAGCUUUAGUGUUAUGUACUCUGCUUCAUAACUCUAUUUUGUGUCAAAGAAAAGCAUUAAAACAAAGAUGAUUAUAGCUGUCAUUUUUAUGUAAAUAAUAUUGUACUUUGUUAUUGUUUUGGCAUCUAUCCAAUAUCAGUAUACCUUGUUAAAUGUGCUGCCAUGCAAAGAAAAUUGACUUCAAGAUUUUUAAUUGUCAUUGUAAGAAUAAUGAAAUUUAUACGCAACA